ACUUCAUAACCAAAAUUAUGUGAAUUUUCAUCAGGCGGAGGUCAAAUCGAAAAACUUCCGACGAUCUCGAUCUCUCUACAACCCUCAAAUGGAGUGAACAGAAAGACUGACGUCAAAAAAGACAUAGCUGAGAACAAUGUAACUUGUUCCUUGCCCCAACCGCCAUCAGUUGCAGCCAUGACAACAACAUUUCGAGAAAGUUAUCAAGGAUUGUUCGGUCCUCCUGCUCCAAGCACGAGACGCAAGGAAAUUUUACCAGGUCCACAUAAAGUUGGUCCGUCGUCAUACAGUGUCGACUUCUGCCCCAAACCGCUAAGGAAGCGCACGCCACCCAGAGUACGAGAAGGCAACAUCCUUAAUUCGUAUCCUGGUAAUGUUCUUUACCCAUACAAACUGCCCGAGGAGAUAAUUACUGUAUGGAAGCCAUUUCCGGUCAAGAUGUCAGAUUGUGAUCAAACAGAAGAGCUUCUCACAAGGCUUGUUAGCAAGAUGUAUCGAACUUCAUAUCAAUUAGAUUUUCAGCAAUAAGAUCCGAGUUUUAAAACCUUUCCUUUCCCGAAAAAUGUCACCCGCCCAUCAAUAAG
Molecule: messenger RNA, 584 nt
Organism: Pocillopora verrucosa
Lineage: Eukaryota; Metazoa; Cnidaria; Anthozoa; Scleractinia; Pocilloporidae
Source: RefSeq, a predicted model, not a curated record